AUGCCUUUUGAACUUAUUCCUCCUCACGCGUAUCAGACCAAGAUUCCGAAAUGCAUUCUGCGGAUUGAUGAUAACUGGUAUGAUUGUACUUCUUGGAGACAUUCACACCCUGGAGGGGCUAUGAUUUGUGAUCAAUUUCACGAUAAGGAUGCUACAGAUGUUUUUUACUCGCUUCAUUCAAAGGAGGCUAUACAAAAACUCAAGAGGAUGAAAGCACUUCCUCUUAGGGAGACUGAUAAGCCACGUGAUGAAGUUUCAUUAAGAUUUGAAAAACUCAGAAAGGAGCUUGAAAAAGAUGGCUGGUUUGAACGGGAUUGGUUUAUUGAUUUUACUCGUAAUAUCAUUCCUGUUAUCAUUCUUUGUGUUGUGGGGAGUUUCUUAAGUUAUUCAUAUCCUCUUAUAUCGAUAAUUAUGAUUGGAUUGGGUAUGCAACAGGGAGGAUGGUUGGCCCAUGAUUUUGGACAUGGUCGAGGUAAGUUAAGCCAUUUUUUGGGUGUUACUCUUGGUGGUCUUAUCAACGGAUUCUCUCUAAGCUGGUGGUCUCAGAAGCACAAUACACAUCACACAUUUCCGAACAGGAAAGAACAUGAUGCUGAUAUUCACAAUGAACCUGUUUUGUAUUUAUGGACCCCUAAAGACGAAGAUGAUAAUUUUUUUCGUCGUUACCAGCAUUUUUAUUAUCCUUUUGCGUAUUCUCUUCUUUACAUCUCUUGGCGGAUGCAAUCUAUAAUAUUUGUACUCGGAAGUCGUAAUACCGUUGAGCGUUUGAUGAUUGUAUUGAAUUAUCUGUGGUUGGCAUGUCUUCCCUGGAAAGUCGUAAUUGGCAGUAUUUUAUUGGGUGGAUUUUGUGUCGCUAUUGUGGUGACGGCGAAUCAUCAAACUGAAGAAAUACUGGAACCAAAUGAUAACUACCAUUAUGUUGUAGAUCAGUAUCGAACAACUCGUGGUGUUCAUUGCUCUAGCAUGUUUUUCGAGUGGUUUUUCGGCGGAAUGCAGUAUCAGCUGGAGCAUCACCUUUUUCCCAUGAUGCCACGUUAUCGGUAUCCAAAAGCUCGUACUGUGGUGAAGAAGUUCUCCGAAGAAAAUUCACUUCCAUUUCACGUAAAUGGAGUGAUGGAAAUCAUAAGGAUGAACUAUGAUGUUAUAAAGAAAAAUUCCCAGCCAAUUGAAUCUAUUCAGAAGUGA
Messenger RNA from Trypanosoma theileri, 1185 nucleotides. Its product is annotated as delta8 fatty acid desaturase-like protein. NCBI's taxonomy places the organism in Eukaryota, Euglenozoa, Kinetoplastea, Trypanosomatida, Trypanosomatidae. The coding region runs from base 1 to 1185 and encodes 394 amino acids. Gene Ontology annotation, cellular component: membrane. Gene Ontology annotation, molecular function: oxidoreductase activity, acting on paired donors, with oxidation of a pair of donors resulting in the reduction of molecular oxygen to two molecules of water. The transcript has a single exon. Gene Ontology annotation, biological process: lipid metabolic process. The record is from RefSeq and is a predicted model, not a curated record.